UACAAAAGACUGGCUUAAUUAGAACAAAAUAAAAAAAAUAAUGACUAAAAUAUUUCUCUCCAUCAGUUUUUAUCCGAUCGGAUCCUGAAGGCUGCGCGGGUGGUUUACAGCACACUGAUGGAGCGUAACCCAGGCCUGAUAAGAGACAGAAAAUACCAUCUUAAGACUCACAGACAGUGCUGCAGUGGGAAGGAACUUGUGGACUGGUUAAUGAAACUCAAUGAUUGCUUCCAGUCCCGGAGUCAGGCGGUCGGAAUGUGGCAAGUUUUGGUGGAUGAGGGCAUUCUGACUCAGGUGAAACAGGAGUUAAACUUCCAUGACAAAGACACACAGUUUUACCGCUUCAUGGAGGCCGAGUAUGACCUUAAUCACACAACUAACGAGAAAGACUCCAAAGAUGAAGAACUCCAAGAGAGUUUAUCGCUCCUGAUCCAGAUGGGUCCGGAUGCUCUUCUGACUAUGAUACUGCGUAAAUGCCCAAGCCAGAGAACUACAGAGGACCUGGAAGUUAUUUACGAAGAACUCCUGCACGUCAAAGCUGUGGCGCACUUGUCUACAUCUGUUCGGAAGGAGCUGGCAGCAGUGCUGUUUUUUGAAAGCCAUGCCAAGGCGGGAACAGUCUUAUUCAGUCAGGGGGACAAAGGGACUUCCUGGUACAUCAUCUGGAGAGGCUCUGUUAAUGUCAUCACACACGGCAAGGGCUUGGUGACCACGCUUCAUGAGGGAGAAGACUUUGGGCAGCUGGCUUUGGUGAAUGACGCCCCUCGUUCUGCCACCAUCAUCCUGAGAGAAGAUAACUGCCACUUCCUGCGGGUGGACAAGCAGGACUUUAUACGUAUCCUAAAGGAUGUUGAGGCCAAUACCGUCCGACUGGAGGAACACGGUAAAGUUGUUCUGGUUCUUGAGAAGAGCUCGGUGCAGGAGUCUGCCUAUCAGGGAGGAUCAGCAAGCAGCAAUAAGUACACAGUAAUGUCAGGAACGCCAGAAAAGAUCCUAGAACACAUGCUGGAGACGAUUAAACUGGAAACCAAUGGCACUGAUUUUAUAGAUCCCAGUGUGACUGAUUUCCUCUUAACACAUCCAGUCUUCAUGCCCUACGGCCAGCUCUGCGCAGCCCUCCAGCAUCACUACCAAGCGGAGCCCUCCGAAGGUACAGACCUGGAGAAGGCGGCGUACGCUCUCAACACCAAGCAGAAGGUUGUGAAACUUGUGGCUCACUGGGUAGCUCUGUACGGUCUUCUCCUGAGGGACAAUUCUGUGGCCUCUGAAUUUCUGGAGAAAUUCAGGGAAGGGGUGAUGGCUGACUCGAGACUUUCCAGCAUGCUCAGAGAACAACUGAGGGACAGAAGAAAGACAAAAAUAACCGAAAAUGGAUGUCACACUCUGACAAAGCUGAACCAAAAGUUUGAUUGGUUUUCUGCUCACGAAGAGCCGGUGGGGAAAUUACGGUCGAUUAAAGCUCAAGAUAAAGUCUUGUACGAGAUCUUUAAACCUGAUCAUAAGGCUGUCACGGUGAUGCUGCCGGUCGAUGCUUCGGUGAAAGACAUCUUGACUACGUUAGUGGAUCCUGAGAGAGACUAUGUGCUGGUCAGGAUGAAUUCCUCAGGAGACAGGGUCCAGCUCAAGUUGGAGACCACGGCAGUCUCCGCCUCUUUAGGAGUGAAUGAGAAGCUUUUCUUCUGCUCUGCCAGCCAGGUGGAACAACUGACACCGGCGAAAGAGCAGCUGGGGCCAGAGAAGAGCACCAUGGACACUCUGGAGCAGAUGUGCUCCAAGGACAUGGCCAGCCAGCACACCAGCUAUGACUGGGAGCUCUUCAUGGCCAUGCAUGAGGUAACAGCCGAACCAGAAUACACUGGCGCAUUAAACGGUUUCAUUUUAGUCUCUGAUGCCAUUUAUCUGCUUAAGGAGGAGCGUUAAACAAAAAUGAGACUA
Messenger RNA from Puntigrus tetrazona (Sumatra barb), 1935 nucleotides. Its product is annotated as rap guanine nucleotide exchange factor 3-like. The coding region runs from base 118 to 1920 and encodes 600 amino acids. The record is from RefSeq and is a predicted model, not a curated record. The transcript is spliced from 17 exons. Gene Ontology annotation, molecular function: guanyl-nucleotide exchange factor activity. Gene Ontology annotation, cellular component: plasma membrane. NCBI's taxonomy places the organism in Eukaryota, Metazoa, Chordata, Actinopteri, Cypriniformes, Cyprinidae. Gene Ontology annotation, biological process: positive regulation of GTPase activity; Ras protein signal transduction.